Fusarium falciforme is the source of this 3060-nucleotide messenger RNA. RefSeq lists its product as hypothetical. NCBI's taxonomy places the organism in Eukaryota, Fungi, Ascomycota, Sordariomycetes, Hypocreales, Nectriaceae. Gene Ontology annotation, molecular function: 3'(2'),5'-bisphosphate nucleotidase activity. Bases 1 to 3060 code for a protein of 1019 amino acids. The record is from RefSeq and is a predicted model, not a curated record. Gene Ontology annotation, biological process: sulfate assimilation; phosphatidylinositol phosphate biosynthetic process. The transcript is spliced from 5 exons.
AUGGAAAUGUCCGGCACAGAUUUGGAAGCAGACUGUGCCAAGAACAUUGCUCUUCUUUACUAUCUCGGACAAGUUGCAUCGCACCCUCACAAGAACCUGACCCGGCAACAAGAGGCAGAUGUUGGCUGGACCAUCUCUCUCAAUGAUGAGAAGCACCUGGCGACUACUCUUGGAUUGCUGUCUGGAAUAAAGGACGACAUUAGAAAUGUGACAGCCGUGUGCGUCGAGGAGACAAGACAUGGACUAGUCAUCAUGGUUGCCGCCAACGCCAAAGGGCCUGGGCCUUCAUCGCCAUAUCUGCAAUGGGUGAAGGAGGGAUUUGACAGUGUCUUUUCCCUACUCAAAGACGCCUCAAGUAGCUCUCGUGGACAACUUGAAGGUGAUGUGUUCAAGGCCAUCGUGUCAAUGUGUCGCUGGCGCAUCCUGUCGAGAAUCAGGAUGAUCAACCCUGAGAACAGGCCGACAAUUCAGAAAAUCUUGAGAGAAAUUAACUCUGCAAUCGAAAAGUCUCAACAGAGUGCGGAUCGCACGAGCUUCAUGGCACUGAGCAACAAGUUGAUGUCUGAGCUGGUCAAGUAUCAGGCUGCAUUCACUCCUCCAAUCGGUGGUACUUGGACGUUAACCAGGGACGAAGAGCUCGAGUCUAUCGUUCAGAUAUGCUACGAGCUUUCCGAUAUGCCGACGGUUGGCACCAUACUUCUCAAGGACAUGAACGGCAUGAAACCGCGUGUUGACCCGAGUACACGUGAGGCGGUUCUCAACAUGAUCCGAAAAGUGGGAAACUACAAGAGGGCAGCGACGACACUGGUGAAACUCGCGAGGCGAUAUGAAUGUAUCCGUCAGGCCAAUACACUCCCCGUGGUGUUGGACUCCUCGGCGCUUGUCCAGCGUACUCCUACACCGCGUCCUAGUCUUUCGGCUAUGCUGGAUAAGCUGAAAGCUCACCACGGUACGAGUUGGAAUACCGAAAAGGUGGUCAGAGAGCUUUCAUGUUACCUUGGGAGCGAGUCUAAAUGCUAUAAAAGCCAAAUUGACCCGCUGAUGCGUCAUCCGAGAGUUCAUGCUGAAAUGCAACUCAUCUGGUAUCUUGAUCAACACAAGGGCCCGACGCCUCCAAGGGUAAUUGCCUCCAACAAGGAUGCUUGCUAUCUCUGCAACGCCUUCAUUGCCUUCCACGGAAAGUACAGCAUCCCAAGAACCCACGGGAGGAUCUACCCCGGCUGGAGACUGCCAUCUAGCGGCCUCCAGGACGCGAAGAAGGGCUUCACUCUGGAGCUAGAGCGCUUAGCAGUGGCUAAGAUUAACCGGAUAAUCAAGGAAGGGACCGAGCGGAUAGACUGUCCGUUAGAGAGCACUGUUCCAUCAGCUGCUGUAUCAGGUCUAUCGAUUCUCACGCAACAGGCAGAAGCAUUGCGAGAGACGGCAGAAGGCUCUGACAGCGAGGAGACGGUUGUGCCCGAGCAUGGGACUGAAACCUUGGGCCCUCAGGGAAAACAUGGAGAGCAAUGCCUUUCCUCGCACCAGGGAAGCCCUACCGAACAGAAUGGUUCUGAAAAGGAGGAAGAGGCGGUUCUAAGCCACAACAAGGUUGAGAGCAGUGCAGAAUUCAGGCCUUCGCCCAAGCCCGCCAUGUCGACUCCUGCCUCGCUGGGUAAGAAACCAGGCGAAGAGAACGAGGUUGGUGAUAAGGAAGCCUGGAGACAAGUUGAAAAGGGUCGACGAGAGGUUGUGACCCUGCCUGAUUCACUCGAGCUAUUUGUCGAGUACACGACAGGUACCUCUAGCACGUCACAGCACCUCAGGUUUAAGGCGAGGCGGUUAUCAGAGGAAGAAGCGGCGGCAGUCUUGAAUGAGGGUGCCCCAGUGUAUGAUUUGACAAGCCUGGGAUACGAAGAGGUCAAGGUCAAGUCCAGUGGUGGCAUCAUGAUGAGACAAGAGCACGUGGCCAUAUUCAUUACCUACAAAAAUACCAAUAUCCUUCACGCAUUAUUCAUCAUGGCCGCCGCAUACGCCCGUGAGCGUCACAUCGCCGAGCUCGCAGUCCUCAGAGCUUCCAUCCUCACCAAAAAGGUGCUCUCCUCCGUCAGCGGCAUCUCAAAGGCCGACGCCUCGCCCGUCACCGUCGCCGACUUUGCCGCCCAGGCUAUUCUCAUCAGCGCCUUGACCAAGGCCUUCCCCGGUGACACCUUUGUCGGCGAGGAGGACUCUGCUGCCUUGCGGAGCGAUGUUGCGUUGAGGGACCGCGUGUAUGAGCUUGCCUCUGGGGCGCAUCUGGAGAGCGAGGAGGAUGAGGCGCUGCUGGCGAGUCCGGCUUCUGUGGAUGAGAUGCUUGAUUUGAUUGAUCUUGGGGGUCGUGGUCAGGGAGGAAGGACUGGACGCUUCUGGGUCAUGGAUCCUGUUGAUGGUACGGCAACCUUUCUGCGAGGUGAGCAGUACGCCGUUUCUCUGGCCUUGAUCGAGGACGGUCGAGAAGUCGUCGGCGUGCUGGGCUGCCCCAACCUCAAGCCCGUAGAUGGCGUCCUCGCAGAGACAACUGUCGACAAGGAGGGACUUGGUCUCAUGCUCUCAGCUGUCCGAGGCCAGGGAGCGACAAUCCGCACCAUGAACUUCAGUGGUCUCGAAGAAGCCCGCCCGCUUGAAGGUCUCGACAAGGCCUCGAAUCUUUCAGACGCCAGAAUUGUCGACUGCUCCUCGAGCAAGACGUCCCGGCACGACCUGAUCGCCAAGCUCGCCGCCUCGUUCGGAGCAGUGUACCCCAACACCGAGGUGUGGUCGUCGCACAUCCGGUACGCCGCCCUGGCCGUUGGCGGAGGCGACUUCCAGCUCCGAGUUCCCUCAUCCCCGGACGUCCGAAUGUGGAUCUGGGACCACGCCGGCGCCCAGCUCGUCUUGACCGAGGCCGGCGGCAAGGUGACGGACCUGGACGGCAAGACUAUUGACUUUGGAGCCGGAAGAGACUUGAACCAGAACCGGGGGUUGCUUGCCGCGAGGGGAGGUAUUCAUGCCACGGUCCAGGAGACAUUGGCUAAGAUCAUGGCAGAGGAUGAGGCCUCGCGUUAG